Molecule: messenger RNA, 6222 nt
Organism: Labeo rohita (rohu)
Lineage: Eukaryota; Metazoa; Chordata; Actinopteri; Cypriniformes; Cyprinidae
Gene: nr5a2
Product: nuclear receptor subfamily 5, group A, member 2
Exons: 8
Coding region: 201-1754 (517 amino acids)
Biological process (GO): tissue development; regulation of transcription by RNA polymerase II; hormone-mediated signaling pathway
Cellular component (GO): RNA polymerase II transcription regulator complex
Molecular function (GO): RNA polymerase II cis-regulatory region sequence-specific DNA binding; zinc ion binding; nuclear receptor activity
Source: RefSeq, a predicted model, not a curated record
ACAGAGCGCGCGCGGAGGAGGGGCUCGUGCGAAGUUCCUGACAGUUCGCGCACUCCGGUUUAAAGACCAGCAUCAUAGUCGCUGCAAAGACCACCCGAAUGAACUUACGCAGCGUGUGAACAACUCACAAAAGACGGGCAGGCGAACUCAGGCCGUCUUGCGGAGCGGCGCGUACUCAUCAGCGGCUCAGCAGAGCUGUCAUGCUGCCUAAAGUCGAGUCGGAAUCUCUGGGACUCGCUCGAUCGCAUGGGGAACAGGGGCAUAUGCCUGGAAACAUGCAAGCCCCUCAGUUUAAAAUGAUGGACUACUCCUACGACGAAGAUUUGGACGAAAUGUGUCCGGUGUGCGGAGACAAGGUGUCCGGAUAUCACUACGGGUUACUGACCUGUGAGAGCUGUAAGGGCUUCUUCAAGCGCACGGUGCAGAACAACAAGCGCUACACAUGUAUAGAGAACCAGAGCUGUCAAAUAGACAAGACCCAGCGGAAACGCUGCCCCUACUGUCGCUUCCAAAAGUGCCUCACUGUCGGCAUGAAACUGGAGGCUGUGAGGGCUGAUCGAAUGAGAGGAGGUCGCAACAAGUUUGGCCCAAUGUACAAGCGAGACCGGGCGCUUAAGCAACAAAAGAAAGCCUUGAUCCGGGCCAACGGACUCAAGCUGGAGGCCAUGACGCAAGCCAUGCAAACCGUCCCAGCAGACCUCACCAUUACCUCUGCCAUCCAGAAUAUUCAUUCGGCCUCCAAGGGGCUUCCACUGAGCCACCACCAUCAUCACCACCACCAUCACCACCACCACAGCUCCUCCAGCGCAGGCCUGCCACCUGCAGACUUUGACCGCAGUCCCUUCGUCACCUCGCCGGUCAGCAUGGCCAUGCCGCCGCACGCCGGAGGACUCCAGGGCUACCAGGCGUACGGCCACUUUCAGAGCCGCACCAUCAAGUCAGAGUAUCCCGACCCUUACACAAGCUCGCCGGAGUCCCUCAUGGGCUACCCGUACGUAGAAGCCUACGCGGGCGGAUCGCCGCCCACCUUCCCUCACCUGGUGGUGGAGCUGCUCAAGUGCGAGCCGGACGAGCCCCAGGUGCAAGCGAAGAUUCUAGCCUACCUCCAGCAGGAGCAGGCCAGCCGAGGCAAGCACGAGAAACUCAACACUUUUGGCCUCAUGUGCAAGAUGGCCGACCAGACACUGUUCUCCAUCGUAGAAUGGGCCAGGAGCAGCAUCUUCUUCCGGGAACUGAAGGUUGACGACCAAAUGAAGCUUCUCCAAAACUGCUGGAGUGAACUCCUCAUCCUGGACCACGUUUUCCGGCAGGUGAUGCACGCCAAAGAGGGCUCCAUCCUCCUGGUCACGGGGCAACAGGUGGAUUACGCCCUAAUUGCCUCCCAAGCCGGUGCCACACUCAACAACCUCCUGAGUCACGCGCAGGAGCUGGUGAGCAAACUACGAUCCCUCCAGCUGGACCAGAGGGAGUUUGUCUGCCUCAAGUUCCUGGUGCUGUUCAGCUUGGACGUCAAGAACCUGGAGAACUUCCACCUGGUGGAGAGCGUCCAGGAACAGGUCAACGCGGCGCUGCUGGACUACGUCAUGUGCAACUACCCUCAGCAGACGGACAAGUUCGGCCAGCUGCUGCUGCGGCUGCCGGAGAUCCGGGCCAUCAGCCUGCAGGCUGAGGAGUAUCUGUACUACAAACACCUGAAUGGUGACGUGCCCUGUAACAAUCUACUAAUAGAGAUGCUGCACGCCAAACGUGCCUGAGGACCGGCGGCGAGCCUUUCGUCUCGACACAUCGCACACACUGCUCCCAGCACCACCUCAGUCCAGCGUCAUCACCAGACAUAGCCUUCGAACGACGAAACGUGCGCCAGACGCGCACCGACUGCAUGGGUUUGCGGUGAGCCGGACACUUUGGAUCCGAAAACCCCCAAAGCGAGGGUUUUGGCUCGAAGGGCAUUUCUGCUUCAGAAGUGAACGAAUCAAGAGACCUCUAGGCUGCGGAUUUGUCAUAGUAUUGUCGAAACCAUGACUGUCAGUCGUUAUUUGUUCUGUGUGCAGCUGAUCGACACGUCCACCUUACACUCAGACUUGAGGUGGCGGGUUUGAAGAUUACCGGGAAAGGAACUGGGCGCUCUUUCAAGACUGGCUUGCCAGCAUUGACCCAAAUUUUCCAUUUGGACCUGGCCAUGUGGCCUUCCUCUGUCUGUUUUAAGGCACACAAAAGCUGGGCCCGAGCCAGUAGGCGGAGGUAAGACGGACAACCAGCCAUUUCCCGCAUCUGCGCCAACCAAGACUUUAUUCCAACACCUCACCAAAAAAAAAAAAAAUGACGCAACCUGUUUCUCUUUUCAAAUGGGCAGCCGUUUCUUCUUCUUUGUCACUCUGAGGCUGCUUUUAACUAUUUUUUUCCUCUCCAAAAGUGGAAAAGAAAAGGAUGAAUGUCACAAAACCUAUCAAGAACGCGUCCGGGUCGUAUUUAAUCUCAAAAUCAUAAGAGAGAAAUGAGAAAUUAUUGAUGACUAAUAUUUGGUCCAAUAGUAGGAAAAAAAAUGGGUGAAUUAUUUAUUAUACAAAAGUCAACUGAAAUAAUGAAUAUUGAAUAAAAAUACUGAAUAUUGAAUUUUAGAAUUAAUUAAAAUACUUUAUAUAAAAUAAAUAAAUUUUGGAGUUAAAUGUGCUAAAUUGUCAUGACAAUUUUUUUUUAAUUUAACAGUUCACAAUAAAACAAUUUUGGCAAUAAAAUGCUAAAUUGUCAUAAAAGUAAGAAUUAAUAAUCAUUAAUAAUGUUAUUAUUAAAUUAAGAAGAAGAAAAAAUGGAGGGAAAUGUGCCAAAUUGUCACGACAUAAUAUAAAUCAACUAAUACAUAAUUCAUAAUAAAACAAUUCUGGUUGUAAUCUUCUGAACUGGUAUUAAAAUAAAAAAGAAUAAUUAUUAAUAAUUUUGUUAUAAAUUUAAUAAAAAUAAUUCACUGAAUUGUGGCGGUAAAUGUGCUAAAUUGUCAUGACAAUAAAAAAAUGUAACAAUUCACAAUAAAACAGAAUUUUGGGAAUUAAUGCUAAAUUGUCAUAAAAGUAAGAAUUGAUAAUCAUUAAGAAUUUUACUAUUAAUUAAACUGAAAUAAUUCACAUUUAAAAGAAUUUUGGAGGGAAAUAUGCUAAACUGUCAUGACAUCAUUAAAAUCAAAUACAUAAUUCAUAAAGCAAUUUUGGUUGUAAAAAUGCGAAAUUGUCAUGAAAAAAAGAAGGAAUAAUUAACAAUUUUGUUAUUAAUUUAUUGAAAAUAAUUCAUAUUAAAAAGAACUUUGGCAGUAAAUGUGCUAAACUGUCAUGGCAAUUACAAAAAAUGUAACAAUUCACAAUAAAAUUGAAUUUUUGGGGAAUAAAAUGCUAAAUUGUCAUAAAAGCAAGAAUUAAUUAUCAUUAAUAAUUUAGCUAUUUAUUUCAUGAAAAUCCAUAUUAAAAAGUAUUUCUGAGUUAAAUGUGCUAAAUUGUCAUGACAAUUACAAACUAUUUACCAAUUCACAAUAAAACUGAAUUUUGGGAAUAAAACGCUAAACUCUCAUUAAUGAUUUAUUAUUAAUUGAAUAAAAAUGAUUCAUAUUAAAAAUAAUUUUGGAGGUAAAUGUGCUAAAUUGUCAGAUAAAAGAUAAUUCACAAUAAACAAAAUUUUGGGAGUAAAAAUGCUGAAAUGUCAUAGAAAUAGCUAUUAAUAAUUAUUAACAAUUACCAAAUUAAUGCAAAUAUAAAACUUAUAAUAUUUUAAAUAAUUUCUUAUUUCCUGAUUUGUGGGAUGCAGUGUGACCUAGAUUAUUCACCCUCAAAACGAUCCUUAAAAACAUUUACCUCACAACACACCUUUUUCAUUUAUUGGUGUCGAAUUUUUUCUGCUCGUUUGCAUCAUUUUGCAGUUUGCUCAUCAACAAAUGUGAAUGCGAAUAAAGCGCAGUCUCAGAGCCAGCGUGAAGAAAUACCGCGUCCGUCAACACAAGACCAAAGCCUGCAGAGAACAAAAAAGAAAGAAAGGAAAAAAAAAACAACCUUAACUAUCAGUAUUAAUAAUUUGUGAUGUCACAGUCAUGUGAGUCUUGCCUUAUUUCAUUUCCAUGCUAGCUAACCGUGCUGAUGUGAACUACGAUAUGUAAAAUAAAAAGUACAUAUAUAUAAAGUAUUAAUGUUAUACAAUUGAAAAGAAAUAAGAGGUGUUUACAUUCAUGUGGUCAUGUGGGAGAUUACUGUGAUGCGUUCAAUUGCAAAGCAAUGAUUUCAUAUAAAAACGAAACAAAACGUUCAGAAAAGAUUAUAUUCCUCUUGUUUGCUUUCUUAGGUGUGUACAGUUUUCAUCUUUCUUAACCAGUACUUAAUUAUGUCGUGAGACACUAAAUCGGAGAGGAAUCUCACUUAAUACUGAGGUUCGAAAUGUUUCUCUCUUUUCUUUUCUUUUUUUUUUUUUUUUUAAAAUUGUGCUGGCUUAUUUCUGUGGACAUCUGUUUUUACGUUCUACGUUUGAAAUGUACGUCACUGGUUAAGCUUAAUUUAUUGUUUUGGUUUCAUCCAUGUGUUCCUGCACAGCGGGGUGGGGUCAUGACUAAAUGUAUUUGUUUACUGUAGCACGUUUUUAAACAUGUAGAUACGAGAUGCAGUUACGGAGCUAAAUGGUGAUUGAGUGAUUCACAUUAAACAACCAUCGGUCCUGCCACUGUAAAAUAUCAAGAGCUGUACUGAAGUGAUCCGGUGUGACUGACUGGUGCAUCUUUUCUAUCUGAAAGUUUUCAUGAUAACGUACCUGUGUUCUAUACCAAAGACAGCGUCUGUCCUUCACUUGUGCUUACCUGUUUGCUUCACAAUGAACGGAUGAGAGCUUUGAUACUUGGGGACUGCCGUUGUUUUUCCUGAACGCUUCAUUUGACUGUGGUAUAUAAAAUUGGUGUCAACGUCAACGUGAAAUCAGAACUGAUCCAAUUUACUUCCGUACCUGUCAGCUGGUGUCACCUAGGGCAGAAAAUAAUGCUGUGUUUUAGCCGAUGUUAUUUGGUUACAAACAAAGCAAACAAAACAAAAGCAGAGGUAAUGAAAGCAAAACAAAAGCAGUAAAUGAAUCAAAAGUAAGAUUAAUAGCAUAAACGGUACUAAUUGAAAAUUAUGAUAAUGAUAGUAAGCAAAGUAAAAGCAAACAAAAAGAAAAACAAAACAAAAAACAAAUUGAAGCAAAACAAAAAAAAAAAGCAGAGGAAGAGAAAGCUGAACAAAUCAAAGCAAUACACGUAGGAAGCAAAACAAAACAAAAGUGAAAGAAAGGAAAACCAAGUGAAACAAAAGCAAAUGGAAGCAAAGCAAAAACAGAGCAAAGGAAAAAAAACAAGCAAAACUAAAGCAGUAAAUGAAUCAAAAUUAAGAUUAAUAUAGUAAAUGGUACUGUAAUAAUUGCAAAUGAUGAUUUUAAACAAAAAGUAAAUUGAAGCAAAACAAAAAAGCAGGGGAAGGGAAAGCAGAACAAAGUAAAACAAUAGAAAACAAAAUAAAUGGGAAGCAAAACAAAAUGUUGAUGAACAGUCGAUGGAAAGGAAAACAAAACCAAGCAAAACAAAAGCAAUUGCAAGCAAAACAAAAAACUAAACAGAAAGCAAAGUGAAGCAAAACAAAACAAAACAAAAAGCAAAAUGAGAAAAAACAAAAAGCAAAGGGAAAGAAGAAAAAUACAAAACAAAACAAAAUCAAAGAGAAGCAAAAACAAAAGGAAAGUAAAACAAAAAGCAAAACAAAAGCAGUAAAUGAAUCAAAAUUAAUAUGAAUAUAAUAAACAGUACUGUAAUAAUUGCAAAUCAUGAUAAUGGCAGAUUUAAAAAAGCAAAGCAAAAGCAAAUUGAAGCAAAACAAAAAAAGCAGAUAAACGAAAAACAGAACAAAGCAAAACAAUACAGAACAAAAAAAAGUAAAGGGAAACAAAAAUCAAAAGCUAAUGAAUGCAAAACAAAAGCAGAGGAAAUGAAAACAAAAAGCAAACUCAAGCAAAAUAACAAAAAACAAAAAGCAAAUUGUGGCAAAACAAAAGCAGUAAAUUAAUCAAAAUGAAGAUUAAUAUAAUAAAUAAUACUGUGAUAAUUGCAAAUGAUGAUUUUAAACAAAAAGCAAAGCAAAAGUAAACUGAAGCAAAAAGCAAAGCAACAAAAAACAAAAAGAAAAUUGAAGUGAAACAAAAAAAGCAGAGGAAAGGGAAAAACAAGCAAAACAA